This is a messenger RNA of Pocillopora meandrina, 23132 nucleotides long. Lineage: Eukaryota; Metazoa; Cnidaria; Anthozoa; Scleractinia; Pocilloporidae. The record is from the annotation of a GenBank genome assembly.
UUUGUAGAUCAUGACUUCAGUCUUGAAUUUCCAAGCCGUCAGAAGUCUCAAUCAGCACAUUCAACUGUCAGGAUAAAUGGAGACAAAGACAUCGAUGCUCUCACGAUAUGCUUAUGGUUGAAAUCGUCCUUGAAAUCGGAUCUUGGACUUCUACGCUAUUUUGAUGAAGCAGGGUCCGAUGUAUAUUUUGCCUUGAGGCUGGGUUCUGGCGGGCAGAUAUGGCUUUCGAUCCACGGUGAAGACAGGUAAUAAACUUAAAUGUGUUUGCCACCUAUACCUUGUCACAUUAUUUUUUUUUUUAAUUUCUUUUUUUAUCAUUCUACUCUCCGAUUUAAUCUUUAUUUACAUUGGGUAAUACUCGUGUGUAAGUGCAUUAGCCCUGUGCUAUUAUUGGAAAUUCCCUUGGACUUAUGUCAGUUUCCGUGGCAAUAGUCACUGUCUGGCUCUUUAUCUUCAUCUUUUUUUAUCAUUUAUUUCUUGGGGGAAUGUUUGGUCUUCGUCUUUAAAAACAAAUUAGCUCGUCAUGGUUCAGACAAGGGUACUCCAGUCAAAGUAAACUUGUCUGUGUUGAUGUUGCUUGUGGCAGAAUUUUCAGUAAUUGUCAGUAUUGCAGAAUUGUCAUGAAUUUUAUACACAUAUAUUGUGUUAUUGGAGAAAACGUGUUUUCAAGACUCAAAAGUUUAUGAGAGAGCCCAAUUCAUAAGCUGUUUUACCAACGCACUAAUAAUCUAUUUUAUAGUAAAAUGCUAUAGCUGAAAUGCUUCCUGUAAACGGACUACAAUUAUUUCUCAAAUUAAAAUACAGGAAUUAACUCGAUAAAAAAUGGUUUGCCCUAAGAGUGAUAUAAAAACGGCUACAAAGGUAUACAGAUGUCUCACAAAAAAAGUAUCUCCCUUACCAAUAAAUAUAUAUAUUUUUAAUAUCUCAGUCAUAUCUAGUUAGGUAUAGCAAAGGUCGUAGUGCAAUUUUCUCCAACGAUUGAAAUUCUCUAACCUUUUUUUUUCUUAUGUCUUAUGUUCAUAAUGUGAAGCAGAGGAAAAUUGACAAUAAGCUGGUUUAGAAAAAUUUUAAUUAAGGACUCAUUUACUUUCCUGAGAUGAUUUUUUCUCGCUCAAAAGAGAACUAGAUAAAAUGCCUCAUAUCCAGAACGGCGAAUGGCAUGGACUAUGUGUCACGUGGAACAAAGAUGAUGGCCAUUUUCUGAUUUACUACGACGGUCGGUUAAUUAGAAGUGAAAGUGGUUUAAAAUCCGGAAAAUCGUUUUCCUCGAAUAAUACCUUUACUUUGGGAAUCGGAGCCGAGGAAAAGUUUAACUACACUGGCAUGUUAGGGCAUGUAAAUAUAUGGUCACGCGUUUUGGAGCACCCUCUCCUUUCAGCUCUGUCUUCCAAGUGUGGGGUCGAACGCGGAGGGCUUGUUUCUUGGCCUCGGUUCCAGAAGGAUCUUCGUGGUGUUAAUGUGGGAGAAUCUUGUUCUUUUCAUGGUGAGGGCAAACACAGUUAAUAGCUCCUGCUUAGGGAGCACUUGAUUUAACGUAAGGGUAGAGCUGGUGACUUGCAUUAUUUCUACCGACUUCCCUUGCAUAGUGAUGUCCUCCUCCUAAGUGAAAAUGCCAAUGUAUCUAUGACAGAUCUUGACAGAAAUAUAAACAAUAUACUUCACUAACCCAAAACGCUUGCACGAUAAAUGUUUGAUCUUCAUGAAAAGAAUUCAAGUUAUAAAGAGAUGUUACUCGAUUUGUCACUAACGUCCUUACGAGAAUCGGUCCCAUUCUUUCCGAUUCCGUGCUUUGUGUUUAUUAAAUUUGUUAGCUUGUCAUUAAAAGAUUUAACAGCUCCUUUGCUCUAUUUUAGAAGUUAAUAUAACGCAUGACGUGAAGCACUGGAAGCUUGAUGGAGAGGAUCAAGAUCUGAAGUAGGUUUUCUGAUAUAUGCGAGCUUGACGUUAUCCUAUCGACGUUGUAGUCGUAGCUAUUGACACCGCAACAAUCUUUAUCAUCAUAAUGAUAAUCGCCAUCAUCUUCCUCAUAAUUUUCAUUAUUACCAUGAUCAUUAUCAUUAUCAAAUCAUCUUCGCCAUCAUCUUUAAACGCGAUGUCAUUGUCCUCUCUAUUUCCCUCUUCUUUCAGAUCCUCUUUCACCUUUGGCUGCCUGUUUUCCAGUCCUUCCUCCUUACGUAACCUUACUCUAUCUAACUUAUAAACGUCAUUUACAAAUCCUCCUCUUUAUCCUCGUUUUCUUUCGUAUCCUUCCCUUUGCCAUCGGUGGUUAUUUUGUUUGGUUAAAUUUUUUCAAUUUGCUAUCUCGCAAAACUAAAUGUUCGAGGGGACAUCUGCAUCACCAAACUGGCACUUCGGUGUUAAUGCAGAGUGAAUAUUUCUUGUAUUUAUAAUCUCUAUUUUUCUCAUCCGCCAAGGAAGUUUACAUCUUAACCAAUUUUUAUGGUGCUGAUUAGUUUUUAUGUUUCUCUAUAGCCCGCAGUAUAGCACUGUAUUCUUGGAAGGUCGCCUUGAUGGCCACAAAGCUGUUUAUCUUGAUCAAACAAUGGCCUACAUUAAAGCCCCACCCAUUUCCUUUGGCAUGGCGUUCACCAUUACAUGCUGGGUAAAACUUCUUUAUUCCGCCCCGAUCUACAGACCAAUUCUCAGUGUCGAAACAAACAGCACAGAUAAAUUUUCCAUCGGCUUUGAUGCUGAUAAUCAGCUACUGCUCGACAGUUGGUCCCAGGGAGAUUACAACAUCACGAAAAGCUAUGCCUUACGAACGAACGAGUGGAUCCACGUGACUGUAACCUGCAACCAAGAUAGUGUGUUGUCGUUUUUUGUCAACGGAAUGAAGAAUAUAUCUGUAGCUGACGUAUGGCAGGGUCCAGGAAGCGGCGCGUUCGAAAUAGGCAGAUACAAAAAUAUUAGUGAAGACAAGCAUCGGUACUUUCAUGGUUUUCUCAGUGACCUCUUUGUUUUUUCGAGAGCUUUGAAUGCAGAUGAAAUCGGACGAUUGAUGGGUAAGUGAAACUUGUUUGAAUGUUGUCGAGAAAAAUACCUCCAGGGCAAACGAACGGCGCUUUAUAAUCCGAUUACAUUAAGUAGAGUACAAACAACGUGCGAAUCGGGUACAAAUAUCACACAAUACUUGGACAGUUGGCCAUUUUGCACUUUAAAAGAAAUAUGUUUGACUGGUCGGUUGAGAGCGCUGCGCUCCUCUAUCAGCUUCGAUUUUCCUGUCUUAUAAUAAGUUCACAUAAGCAGUUGGAUAAUAGGUUAUGAGACGUUUUGGUUUCUAGUAUUGCUGAGUAUUUUUUCUCGUUGCUUGUAUUUUUACGCUGACUCUCUAGCUACAAAUUAAACUAUGGCGAUAUUACACAUAGGAACGUUUAUUGAUCUAUUUAUGCACGAGCGACUAGGAAUAUUGCAGCUCCCCCAGGAUGGGAUACCAGUUACCUGCAGGUUUCCCCUGAAUUUCGUCAGACUUCUAAGACAGUUUGCCACCACCAAUUCAUAUUCCCAAUUAAAGACAGGCAUUGUGAGGGCUAGGACUCUUCAUGCACAAAUUAUUCUUACGGUAAUUAUUUUUAUAUGCAGCAGAUGAAGUGAGUAAUAACUUUGAUUCUUUCAUACUCUCUUCAAGGCUAUUCGAAUCCGUGUACUUUCUCGGAGUGGAGCUCUGAUGCUUUGACACCGCAACAAACACCACAAGAGAAAUUUCGUCACAAAUAUUGCCCAGGUAUUGGGGAAUGUAAAGAAGUGCGAAAGUGGAAACCAGGUUUGUAAGAAUAGAACCUACUCUCUUUUUUAUUUUUAUAUUGACCCAUGCCUUGGAUAAUUUAAUAGAAAACGAAGGGUGCCUGAACGUGCUAGAAAUAAUUUCAAGCAUUUGUAUCAGUUGUUUUAUUUACGCGUCACAAAUUAACGCGAACACGAUGAUUUAUUGUUCGCGAUAGUGUCACUAUAGUGUCGGCCGACUGGCCAGCCCGAUAAACUGUCCGCCAUACUGAAAAACUAACUGACUGACUGACUAAUAGACAGAUUGACUAGCUGGCAGACCGACUAAGUAAAAACUUUCCAAAUGAAUGAGCUGAUCGAUCCAUUGAUUAUUUAACUAUUAAUAUACGUAGGUCAGGAGGUAGAUCAGGGUGCAGUUGUCACGCUUGAUUUCUUUUUUUUUUCAUUGUUAUUUUAUACACAGCUGACUGUCGAGAAGUGCUGUUGUCGGGAAAUAAGACCAGUGCUAAGUACGCUAUAAGCCCUUUAAACAACCACGAAGAAUUCGAAGUUUUCUGUGACCAGGAAACGCAAGGUGGUGGCUGGACAGUCGUUCAGCAAAGACUUAAUGGCUCACUGAGCUUCGAUAGAACAUGGGAUGAAUACAAAGCUGGUUUUGGAACGGUGGGCGGCAAAUCAGAAAUGUGGCUGGGUAACAAUAGAAUUCAUAGCUUAAUGACCCAGAAAACUGAACUUUUGAUCGAAUUGACAGCGUUUGAUGGAACUGAAGGAUUUGCCUACUACAGCCACUUUCACAUUACUGGUGAGGAUCUUUGGUAUAAGCUAUCUGUUGGUGGUUUUUCAGGGAACAUUCCUGAUAAACUAGAAUUGCUUAACAAUUUAAACUUUUCGGUGACUAAAUGCGGAGCUGCAACUUCAUCUUCGGGUUGGUGGUUCACUCCUUCUUGUGGCGAGGCUCUGUUAAACUCUAAGUAUGGAAAUGAAACUGGUUCUAUGAUGUGGAGUGGUUUUCCGCAUACUGGCGCCCAUAAAGGCAAAAUAAAGAAGACCACAAUGAAAAUAAGAAGGAAAGAAGGUAAAGUGUUAUUCGAAGUUAGAAUUCGUGAUAUACUUGUCACACUUAACUGUUUCUGUUUUGAAAUAAAGUCUUUAGCCUCUUUUGGCUAAAAUGUUAAAUUCCUGGUCAUGUUCGAUCUAGCCCCGCCCUCACUCUGCAAAUUAUUUCAUUUUUAACAAAUUCUUAGGGUAUUCUGUUUUUAUCACAAACCGGACACCAUCAGCAAUGCGUUCUCGCUAGCUUAUGCAAUGAUUAGCCUAUUUUAAUUCAUUUCAUGAAGUGUUCAGUCGAAGGUACAUGCAUUUACUGAGAAAUCUAUUCUUUCUUUUCAGAUCAUUUUGGAGACUACACUCUGAAGUUCUCAGAGAGGAGAGAAACCUUAAGCACCGUCACCUUUCCAAUCAUUUUGACAGAGUUCCAAGCCUUUACCUUAUGUCUCUGGUUAAAAGUGCGACCUCCAACAGUUCCUAGACAAAUGAAUCUGCUACGAUAUGCAGAACAGGAUGGAAACUUCAGUAUGGACUUAAGAUCCGAUGACAAGGAAUAUAAGAUCAUUUUAUCAAUUUGGCCAAAGUAAGGAAAAAAUUAAUUAGAAGUACUGACAUAAUCCAGUAAAACUUGAGGUGAGGAGCAUGUUUGCUCAUCUCCUAGACAUAAAAGGGUUCAAAUUAGUUGGGAGUCGAGUGUCAGUGUAAUGGGAUGCAACUAUAGCCAACAUGAGAUUGAUUCGUGUUACGUGCCUUCCCCCAUCCUGGAUUUUGAUUGGAUAAUAGCACAAUGUCGCGGAAACACGUGGAAAGAAUUUGAAGGACAAAAGAAAGGGGGGUUGGAGAGUAAAUUGUAUAUCGCCAUCACUGUUAUCAACGUAUUCGUGACCGAAACUUGGUCGUUAAAAUUGACGAUAAAUUAAGACUAGGCAUUGGCGAAAAAGUCACGCCGAAUACAAAGAGGAUGAUACAUGGCUGCAUGGAAUUCGAGUGCUCACGAGUAAGCAAAGCUUCUGCAGGAAGUGUUUACCCAUGGACCUCGUUAAACAGCCCAGCCUAUUAGAAGUUUCCUAUACCUCAGAAGUAGAGCGUACGAACUAAAUUCAGGGCCAUAGGUUUGACUCUUUUUGGGAACACUCGAAGUUCUUUUUCCAAGAGUAUCAGGCCUGUGUUAUUUAUUUAAUAUUGAACACCAUGCUCUCCUUAAGUUUUCUUUAUCAAAAAUGUAUUUUAUACGAAAAAGUUGAAUUCAACCUGAAUAGUGUUCUUAGUUCUUACCCUUCAGGAAUUGUUAAACCGUUAUUUAUGUGAAAAAAAAGCCGUUCUGUUGAUAAACCUGGUAAAUACGAAAGCAUCCAUGUCUGGGCAUGUCAGGAUAGAAAAUGUUUAUUUUUACUGUGUGCGUUGAAGAAAUCCUGUUUUGACACAGGUGAAAUUGUGUUAUUUCGCCAAUAUCGUCAUAUUAAAUCUCGAUAUUUGCAGCACCCAAAGGUUUAAUGUACAAGUCAAAUAUCCUUCUUUGGAUGGAGGCUGGCAUCAUGUUUGCACAUCCUGGACUAGCGUAGAUGGACGAGGUGCAAUUUCCAUAGACGGUUCUCAAACGUCCUUCCUUGGCAUUGGUAACGGGACGAAGUUCACUGGUGGUGGGAAAGUUUUCAUUGGAAAUACGCAUGUCCUAGACCCCCCUCAACUAGACGGGGAGAUCACAUACAUGAAUUUAUGGGAUAAAGUACUGUCGAAUGCUAGCAUCGAAAAUCUUGCGCUCUCUUGCAGCGCUGAAGCUGGGAACGUUCUACAAUGGAGUCUUUUCGCAGCCAUGUCGGUGGGAAAUGUACAGGUCGUUCCCUUUCCUGCGUGCAGAGCAAAAGGUAUUAAUUGUUCUUAAGAGCAUCAUCAUAGUCUUUUUAUGUAACACUUACAAAUACGCGCCACUAACGAAGCAAAUAAUUAGACGUCGGAUAUUUUUAUCUUCGUUCUUCUUUAAAUCAGAAAACAAUCUGCUUCCUUUUACUCUCUGUAGCUUAAAAACAUUUGUACUUAAGAACAGUUCCACACAGACGCCUAUCCAUAGUAAGCUCGUUUUUUCAUUACAUCUCACCCCUGAGAAGUGUACUUUUCAUUGUGCCUCUUUUCUCAAAAUCACAGUGAAAGUAUUUGACUCCAGAGUCACUUGACACUGAGAAUGGCUUUCAUUCAGAUAAUAGGAUCUCUGUUCGGGGAUACUUUUACUACUAGGGCGGACAGUCUUAAUAAUAUGUUUCUCUUUUUUUUCUUUCUUUCUUUCUCUUUUGUUAGCUGUUUUGUUUUUUUUUUCCUUUGAGGCUUUCUUCUUCUAGUGAAUUCGUAGAUAUUCUGAGAAAAAGCUAAAGAAUGUCAUCUGAUUUUUCUAAUUAAAAUUAUUUCUUACGCUAUCUUCCUUUUUUUUUUGUCUGUUCUAGAGAUGUAUUACUGGAACUUUAGCAACUCAAGUUCCUCGGAAAGCUUCGACAAGAACAAAAAUCACCGCGCCGAGUUAACUGGAGCCCCAAUAUCAGCGGACCAAAAGUAUUUUGUGAUCGAAGAUCAAGGAAAGUUUCUGGCGGAGAAUUUGAGCUCACACCUCAGUGGUGAAAAUGGAUUCACGGUUUCAUUCUUAGCCCGGCAGACAGGUAGGUUAAAUCAGUACCAUUUCAUGCCAUGGCAAGUUGAACGUCACAUAUGCAUCCCGGAAAGAGCUUCAAAAUUCUUUAAAAAAUGUAAAUGCUUGUAAUCAGUCAGAACUCCUUUUAAUCUUAAUGAAAUUGAUCGAGGAUACCUCUUAUGGCCAUUUGGCAACUAGCGACUAAUGAUAAUGGACAAAAAAAGGGAAAAAUGUUUACAAUAGAAAUAGGAGACAUAAGACAGACAACCAUGUGAACGUGAGGAAGGUAAAGCCGAGUGAAUUCGCAGAUGACAUUCUCUUAAAAGGGAAUAAGAAACUGUGUUACUGCGUCAGUGGGAGAUAAAACAAGAUAAUUGUUUUUUCGACCGGGCCAGCGUUAGCCCUUCGUCAGAGCGAAGAAAUCCAUAAAGCCAAGCUGAAUUGGUGUUGAUUUCCAUCUAAUUUAUGUAGCACAUAUAGGCGACACAUGUUUUUAGACUUAUAUCAAAGCCAAGUAAAGAAAAACAGAAGUGAAACAAACCUUAUCUUAAAUUGCUUAGGACGCAUAAUGUUAAAUUACAUCAAACCUCCCCUUCAAACUUUGCGUUUCUAACUUUCUCCAAGAAGUCAAUCCUAGUUAUCGGAGACAUUUCCGCGACCUGGGGAUACCUAAUAACGCUAGCUUGGGCAACAUUCGAGUCUUUUUUCUUUUUUUACUGUAAUUUAUUUAUAUGGUUGCAAGGGAACUUCCUUUAAAAUCUUGAUGUGUUUUCUCUAUAAUCUCUUUCAGUUUUAGCCUCAAACAUACUUAAGGAUGACUUUAAAUCUCUUGAGGUGCUCCGCAAAGCAUUUCCUGAUUUUAUUCGUGACCAUGCAACGUGGAAACGUUGUUACUACGCUAACCAGUCAUCCUGGAACACUACAGAAUUUCACACCGAAUGCGAUUACAAGGGACCAACAUUAACUAUCGUACGUGUCCGAGAAUAUGUUUUUGGAGGCUUUGUUGACCAGAGUUGGGGAGGUAGGCAUUCUCUAAUAAUGUUAAAAUCUUUUUGAGGGUCAGUACUCCAUAAGUUGUGCAGAAACUCAGUUUGGGGUGAAAGCCUAAAGGCAUUCUCGUAACGCGUGUCGUUAAUGCAAACGAGGUCGUGUGUGCCGUGUUUUACAAAGCAGUAGAAAGGCGCACGCAGCCAUAUCUGAAGAGCAAAAUCAUCUGUUAGACUAAUACUAUUCGCUUGAAUGGAUCAACAAAUUAAUAUAACCUUAAUUAGACAAGAGCGUGCGUGCACCCUUUAAUUAACAUCUUCCAUAGCAAUCAAGUACUCUGGAGAUAGUUUUAUGAUUGUUAAACGAUUUAUUGCCGAAAGAUUCUAAAGAAUGUUUGAAAAAAAAAAUGUUUAUGAUGGAAAACGAUUAAUAUAUUAAAAAAAACAUUACCAAUCGAUAUAGUAAAAAAAGACCAGAUAAAACGCUCAUGCUUUAUCAAAUUGUGUUUUCGUCUUGUUCUUAGGAAAACCAGCAGAAAUUGGACGUCAGAUAGAAGGAUUCCUGUUCAGCUUGUCAAACCCGUUUAACCUGGCCCCUCUAAUCCUAUCAAUCCAACAUGGCAACGCAUCCGGAAGAACAGAUCCACUGCUUGGUCCAAGUUUUGGAGAGAGGGAACUUGAGCUCUUUGAAGAUAAAAAUGGCCGAAUCAUGGGAUACAGCAGUUUAGGGGCUUCUUUCGGUCUGAGGGAUAUUUCAUUGUUUUCCUAUGAAACUCGUUAUUACUUAGCGGGCUCUCAGCAUUUUUAUCCAAACCAAGUGGAAGUUUUUUAUUACCAUGGUGAGUUAGUGCUGAAAAGGUAUCCUAAGAUUAGUUUUGUUGCUGAGGAAACUUCAGGAACACUCUGAGACCUCGUAGAAUAAAAGUCCCGAUAAAAUUAAUCGAUUUAAGCCUUUAAAUUUGUUGGUUUUUGUCUAAUAGCCAUUAAAGAUGGAUAAAACAAAAAUAUAAAUGAGCUCGACUUUCUUUAUGGAUAGCCAAUAAUCAGGUAAAAACUCAUUUUAUGCGAGUUAGGGUGACUUGAGGCUUAAGAUAAGUCGCGGCAAUAUCGUUCAAUUUGUUCAUAAAAUCAAAUGAUACGCGAACUAUGGCCGAUGGCUCGUGACCUGCGCUACGCAACUGUUGCUUAUGAAAGUAAAUAUUUCGUAAGGCGACUCGAGAAAAGCUUGAACAAAAUAUGAAGCGACUCACGGAAAUUUGAAGCGACUUGAGAUAAGCUAAUGCAUUAUGUGUCUCUCUACCUUUAGUUCCUUCUACGCCAUUAGGUCUAGAAAAUCAAAUAUUACCUGACAACUACCUGAGUAACUCAUCACAACUCAAUAGCAGUACUGGUCCUUAUCUUGCUCGCUUAAACGAGCAACGCGACUCGAAGGCGUGGUGUUCAACCGGCCCUAAUGAAUGGUUGGAAGUGUUCUUGGGAAAACAAUACACUUUGACGCACGUGGCUCUGCAAUCGAUUGGUGGAGGCGUGGACGUAUCGGAAUUGAAAGUUCAGUAUGAGAAUACUGAGGAUGGAACAAAAUGGACAAACUAUAGCAAGGAGAUUGACGGAAAAGAAAUUCCUAAGGUUUGCUUGUUGCUGUUCUUGCAGGGUUUCCAAGAGAAAAUUGGCUAUCUUUUACUGCAGACUAUAAGGCCUCCUACAAUUUGUCACGGAGACACAGGACACCAGCGGUCUACCACUCGCCAUAAAACCUCUUGCUGCUGUCUGCUGAGCCUGCCCGAAGGCUCUCCUGUUUCGGUUUCGCCUAAAAAGCUCCUUUUUAGCCCCAGCUGCCAACGCUCUUCAAUUUUUUCCUUUUUUUUAUUUUCUUGUCUCUCGUCUGAGAUGGCUUCUCUCUUUUAGCUUAAAUGUAAAUACAUGGGGAGCUUUGAAAUUGUUACAGGAUUGAUUUAGUUUUGCUUUACCUUUCUAUUAUCUUUCAGGAAAUUAAGCUCAAACCAGCCUCUCUACCAAUUAGAGUCAAAUCUAAAACCUACUGAGUCACUAGCAUUUUCUAGCGCCCCGGGUGGUUCAUUUGUAUUUAAUUUGACUUCUUUUUGGUUCGUUCUUACUUUUGUUUUGUUUAAUAGGUUGUUCUUGCGUUCUUCCAAUAUCACAUCUGAAUUAUGGGGCCGGUUAUUUACCCGAGGUCUCGCCAAAACCAUGGUUUUACGCAAUCAGUGGGCCGUAAUCCUUCUCUUUCUAAUCUUUCUCUAAAAGAGAUUUAAUAUAUUUUAAUGGAUGUUCUUCCUCCGUUAGCUUUCGGCACUCUUAACACUGAUCACAAAAAGAAAUGUUCAGAUGAAAGAUUCAACUAAAUUGGGUAGUUUUCAGGACGGGGUUUUGUAGAAUAACGGCUAAACUUUGUUUAGAUAAUUAGACCAUGAUGUCUGAAAACAUUUUGAAAGCUUAAUUUAUUACGUCUUUAACUGUUUCACCCAUGUAAUUUAUUUUAAAGGUUCUUCGCUUCAAUUUUCCGUCAGCUGGGUUUGUGAUAAAGGAAGCGUUCAUUCCAUCUUUCCAAGCCGUCAAGGUCCGAUUCUAUCUUACUGAAGCGAGAAUACAGUGCAUAAAAAUGGAACUUUAUUCCUACGAUACAGGUUUGUGUAUUAGAUUAAAAAAAAUGGAAAAAAAAACUCUUGAGCCAUUGAACUUUUCACAAAUAUGCACACUUUUAUUCAAUUUUCAUCUGAUCAAUAAUGUUAAAUUGGCCAGUAAUUUUAAAAGACUGAGAUAACUACAUAGACUAUCUGAGCUGGCUGUCUGAACUUAAAUUUGCAAUUGCACUAUCAACAAACAGGCCGAAAAUUCCUCUCUUUAAGGUUGCUUUCAGUCAGCUUAAGAGUAUAAGUCAAUUCUCAUUGUCCUGCCUUCUCUUAAAGGUUGCUCUCAGCCUCAUGGAGUUGAAAAUCGGACUGUAAUUCCAGAUGAACAACUAUCCGCAUCCUCAACCGAAGUUUCUGAUAAAUACAACAAAGAUUACUUUUGGCCAAACAAAGGUCGGCUUAACCACGAUGAGGAAGGGGCAAGUUCCUGGGGACCUUACAAGCAUCCAGUCCAUUUGUUUGAGGGAAUCUGGUUUCAGGUAACCAUCGUUGAUCAGUGUUCCUGAACAAAUGCAGGCCAAAUUAUUAAGUUGGUUUUUGCGAUCUUUGUUAAUCUUUAGUCAGUCUCGGGUUGGUCUGCUGUGAAAGGAGGUAAGGAAAGGUAAGUAGGAGGUUAGGGUGCUGGGAUGGAAGUUUUAUUCGUGAUAUAAAACUGAGAACAAUUCUUUCUUUCUCACGCGUCGCUGAUUAGGAAGGUAAAAUAAAGCUCCUUUAUUAACCUAAAAGCUUCGAUUGGAAGUUUAAGGGUGAUGUGGUUUUGUCAGGAUUUCAUGCAUUUGAGCUGAUUGUGAUACGUUUUAUUUACAAGGUCGAUUUAAAGGAAGAAACAGAAGUAACCUGUAUUGCCACCCAAGGAAGGCCAACAAACAUCCAAUGGCCAACGAAAUAUCAAAUUGCGUACAGUUCUGAAGGAAAUGACUGGAAGUAUUUUGAGUACAACAAUAAAGUCAAGGUAGCAUUUCCCCUUUUCACAUUUUUAUUUCCCAUCAGUUUCCCCGAGCAAGGAAUGGGGGACGGAAGUGUCAUGUGUUGGGGAACUGCUUCUCGUCCCCUGUCUACCAUCCCUGUUAGCUUUUUUUUCUUUGAAUGAUUCUUGAAUCUUUUGGAAAAAUGAGUUUAUUUUUGGAUAGCUAAGAUCUGAAACUGCAAAAAGGUUUAUUCCUAAAUAACUAUAAGGGCGACAUUUUCUAUCUUAGGAAUUUGAUGCAAAUUCAGAUCAACACAUGGCAGCUACAAACUGGUUAGUUCCAUCCAUAUAUGGAAGAUUUUUUCGAGUAUAUAUCACUCAGUGCAAUAUGGACUGCAGAUUGCGAAUGGAAUUGUAUGGUAGAAGAGAUUCGAGCAAUAGUAAGUCCUCCAAUAUAAUUUUCAAGCUUUCUGUACAUUCUUUAACAAAUAUAGCGCUAAACGAAGAAACAAGAAAGACAAUUUUUUAAUAUUUUUCACUAAUCAAGGUAGCCUUUUUUUCUUUCGACCUGGCCACUGUUAUGACGAUGUAUACUGGCGUGGGUUAUGUUUUUAUGUUAAUGUAGAUUAUGUUAAACUUUUCCAUCACUGGUGCUUUCCAUAAAUGUUUGCGAUUCAGAUGAAUGACGGUUAUACUAUAACGGAUUGCAUCAAAAACCUUAGAAUAAUCUCAACUUUAUCACUUACACCACGAAUUCUUAAGCAGAUAGCUGAUACAAGUCAUCAACUGCGUGAUUGCUGCUUCUGCCAUCUUACCAAUUCAAGAUCUUUUUUAAAAGAAUUAGAUGCAUCACAAAAAUGUUAGGAGACUGGAUGAGAGAAAUUGAUAAUUUUAUUAUGUAACUGACCCUCACUGGAAUAGCGAUGCUGUUGGUUGCUACCUAUGAGUUAUCGUAUGUUCUUUUGCCACAAUUUCCUUUUGAAGGCAUCUACUGGUUUAAGAAUGGCCUAUGUUUCAUCGUCCGACGUGGGCGAUACCACAUUUUAUUUGCCAAAGAAAAUUAUCGAUGGGAAAUACGCCAUCAAUUGGUUGUAAACCAAUGGUUCCAAGCCACUGUUACCUGGAAACCUCAAGAGGGUCUAAAAUUUUAUGUCAACGGCAACCUUGUAGCAUCACAUAAGAAUCCAAUGCAAAUGAGCGUUUCCCCUGACCAUGAACCGUUCAAGCUUCUCAUAGCUUCAAAGGAGAAUGGAGGUGGGUGGAGCAGAGUGACUUCCAUCGAUGAUGUCGCGGUUUGGGGAAUAGCGAUGAGCAAAGAGCAGAUUAAACGCAAUUCUGAAGGUUUGUUUACAGUUUUCACAACCGCAAGUUCUCAUUGAAACUAUUCCUUCCUUUUCAAAACUCUUAUUUGCCAAUUGUCAGGGAGACUAAUCCAGGACAAAUGCGCUAGUGUUAGCAGUUUGUCAAAGAAAACUUAAAGUUUUCUUACAGAUUGGUAUCCCAUUAGUCUCGUGCUACCUAGGAAGAGCAUAGAGCGCUUUUCGAUCGAGUUCCAUCAAACAAGAACUAAACAAAGUUAAAACAUGCACACUGUUUCGAGCGAGAAAAUGGAAAUGAAAAUGGCAUGAUCGGCUUUAGUUUUUUCUGCUAAAACCUACUAAGUAUGUUGAAUUAAAUAGCUGUCUUCUUGCUAUGCAAUCUACUUUUGAUACCGUAAUUCUACUGUUCCUAGUUCAUUUCGACUUUGACGAUAACUUUAGAGACUGGAAAUCUUUAAUAGAUGGCACCAGUGCCUGGACACUACAUCAAGGAUACACUAAAACGUCAGGUACUGGACCAUGCGACGAUGUUUCUAGAGGAGGUAACAUGAACACUUCCCUGUUUACUUUGUUUUUGCCUGUUUUUUGUUGCUGUUGUUGUCGGUUUUUGUUUCAGGUAAUUUCCAGCUUUACCUCCUUACAUUUUUCCACUCCUCCACUUAUACCCCGCCGUUUACGAUUGUGCUUCGUUUAACUAGCUUGGAACGGGCCACAUUUACCGUGCAUCGAAGCAUUGAAUGGCUUGCGUUGGGAGGGAUUUUAUCUUCCUGUAUGGCAAAAGCCAAACAGCAAGGGGAACAAAAUGUGAACGUAAGAAUUUUCUAUAAAGCCUCCAAACUGAUGCACAAAUUUAUCCUGACCCUCAGUUAACUUCAUUUUGUUUCAAACGGUCAAUACCAGGAUAGUCAGGGAGGCAACCUCUUGACCUUCACAGUUCAAGGGUAGCAGAAAAUGGGCUCACUUUCCUUACCAUGAAAAAUGUAAAAUUUGCAUGACAGAAUGUAGCAAAAACACAAGGACAGGUUUCGCUCGUUGUGGGAUGUCCCUUCAUGAGGAUCAUCGAUCAGUGUGUUUUAAAUUGAUCAGUGUGUUACAGCUGGUGUCUUUGUUUAUUUGUUGUCUAUAGGACGCUAUAUUUAUUUUGAUGCCUCGCAGUCUAAAGGAAAUGCCAGGUUUUCUACUCCCUACAGUAUCCACUCUCAUACGUGUCUGAAAUUUCGCUAUCAUAUGACUGGAAUGCAUACGGGGAGGUUAAAUGUUUAUGCGACAGAUAUCAGGGGUCACGAACAAUUGCUGUGGCGGCUCUUUGGAGAACAAGACAGUACUUGGAGAGAGGCCAGUAUCCCUUUCAACGAUAUUCAUCCACAAUAUCAGGUACAUUUUUAUGAUUAUUACAUCAUGAAAGUGUUAACCACUGACCAACUAGGUCUUAGCACCAUUUUGGCCAUUGCUUUAACCUGUUUAGAAAGCAGUUAAGAUAUUACACAUAUUCUCAAAUGCGGUUGAUAACGAGUGGCAGGACUUUCCCUGUUUACUAUUCGCCCUGACGGAGGGCUGACGCUCUAACGAUCCAAACGUCAGCUUUAGAAACAUUUUCCAGUGGCCGAAUUAUCUUGUUUUGUCUAGCCUCACUGAAACACAAGGGGUGUAGAGAGAAUUCGAGAAAGUUCUGCUAACUCAGAAUUGCCCAUUGAGUUCGCAAAAUUGUCCAGAAGUCUUCCAAAUUUUUUGAGUCUAACAUGAGCCGACCUGAAUAUAAAUGUUUCAACAAGUGCGUAUAUUUCGUGUUAGGUCACUUUUGAAGCGGUUGGUCGUCCAGAUUACUCAGGAGAUUUAGCACUAGAUCAGAUUGCGUUUACCAGAGAGUCGUGUGUCUUCUCGCCUUUUUCAGCAGCGCCCCAGAAUUCUUAUCGCUCAGGAGUGGGUGAGUCACGUGUUGCUCUAUUCUCACUGCAUUUCUGCUGUUGGCAUCGUCUUAGUGAGAUUAUUUUUCGGGAACGAAGAACUUAGUAAAAGUUGACUUUUUCCUAACAAGUGGUAGCUCAGUUAAUAGUGGCGCUCGAGUAUUAUCUUUAAGACUUGGUUCGAAUCCCUCAAAGCCUGAAUUUCCUCACGCUUUUCUCUUGCAACUCCUUUUGCCGCUGCUCUUCACUAAGGUCACAACUAAUCCUCUCUUCGUUUUUCUGUUCCAUGGAAAAAUUCAAGAUAUUUUGUCAUGUGAGAGUCAGCCUUCUAUACUAUAACUUCUUUUCCAAAGCGAACCUGCUGAAGCCCUGAAAUUGUACACAGGCUUGUCAUAAAAAUAGCAUUAUGGCCAUUAAAUAUCGUGGCGUCUUUAACUGUUCUCGUGUCUUCAUUUUUCGUAGUUAUCACCUCCUCUAUAGUUUCAAUGGACACUAUUUACAAUGAGUAUCUUGGUUUGAUGAUGAAAGAAGAAGGUUAUGGCUCUUCCCGUUGGAUUCCUUGUUAUCGCGCUCUCGAUAAUGGCUGGAACGUUUCUACCUUUCACAGGCUCUGUGACGAUAAAGGUCCUACCAUGACCAUAAUCAGAAAAAAUGAUAACGUAUUUGGGGGCUUUACUGAACGACGAUGGAGAGAAGGUACUUCUUGGAAAUUUUUUUUUUCGGAUGGUCCUCUUUUAAAAUAGCAAUUGUUGAAUCAUUUAUUAGAACCAUUAAAAAUACACCAAAAAAAAAAAGCACCCAAAAAAGCUAGUGUAGCUUAAAACGCCGUAUGAGACCAUUUAACCUAUAAUCACAAGUUGACAGGAGACCACUGGGUUGUCAGCCUGUGCCCUCACUGCCAGAACUACUCCCAUUUCCAUUUCCAGGAGGAAAUUAUGAGCAUUGUUAUUCUUCUUGGAUGGGAUGCAAGGCCUGGGUAACCUCCCAGCAUUUAUCCACUCCUUGAUGGAGAGAUACAGGGAGGGAAUAAACUGUCUCACCUAAGACCACAGCUAAAUGGCUGUUAAAUGACCGCCAUUUAACUCUCGCGUUGCAAUGUUGUACUCUGUUAUUGUGGUGUCAUUGUAACAAAGCAUGUUUACUUUAUGAAUUUUCAGGCCAGGACAAUGACCACUCCAGUUACGAUCUCCAUUUUUGGCGCCAAAUCUUUACGGAAGGAGUCAAAUCCGUUAUACCUCUAACGUCAUUGUCAAACUCUAGCUUCACAGCCUCCAUGUGGAUUAAAACCUCAGUUAGGUUACCAUUAAGAGUGUUCGCUAUUAACAGAAAAAACAACAGCUUGCUUUUAAAACUGGAAUCUGCUGGCUUAUUGACUCUUUGUUUGAUUGGUCUCUCUUUUGGAUGCACGUAAGUUGAAAUUCGCUCAUUGUUUUGUUCAAAACUAAAGUAAGAUCAGAUGAGUGGCGCAGUAGCUAACGACAUGAAAAGACGGCUAUGAAAGAAACUGGACUUACUGUUUGUUAGUUGUUGUUUGUUUUCAGAUAACAUGACAAGGUGGAUUGUCCGAGUUGGAGCAGCGACAGGGUCAUAUUGAGUCGUAGCUCUUGAGCUUGAGACAUCACUCUCCCAAUGAUUUGCUACACCCAAGAGUAUUAAUAGGUACCAGCGAGUUGCCAGGGAAACCCAGCUAAAUGUCGUUUAGUUGUGGUCUAACAACAGGGAAGGGAAAGUAGAAAUAUUUCUGGCGUCUGUAUGUAUGCAAACCGGGAUAAACGGCGACAGCUACGUAUGUUGCUGAUUUUUGCCGAAAAAAACUUUUAGCUCUUCUCUAAGUAAAGAAGUCUCAGUAUACGUCAAUUAUAUGCCACAAUUUCUACGUUACGCGGGCGUGCAAUACGGUUUUUUUGCUUUUUUUUUUCUUUUCACAUGAAGCCUUGCGUUUGACUUGCAUCUAUCUCAUUUUUCACUCCUUUUUUGCAGUACCAACAAAGGCAGCAUCCCCCGUGUGCUUAACGAUGGCUCUUGGCAUCAUAUUACGGUUGUGUGGCAUGGCAGUUCAAAAUCGUGGACGUUAUUCUCAGAUGGUGUGAACCGAGGUAGACAAACUGAAAACAAUUGGAACGAAUCAUUUGUGUUAAGCUCGGCUACUCUAUUUAUAGGAGGGAAGCCGAGAAACGAUGCAUCCAAGUUAUUUUCUGGUAGAAUUACUCAGUUUAACAUGUGGGACCAUGAGUUGGAGGAGGAAAAAAUCACAAUGUUAGCGCGCGGUCGUUUAAGUGAACCGGGGAAUAUGAUCCAGUGGAGCAACCUUAGGAGUAAAAUUCAGGGAGAGCCGAGGAUUGUGGAGCCGUCUUCGUGUACGUAUCCAUGAUCCUAUGAGUACCUUGUGCUGUUAACUAGUGAAAUUGUGCCCCUUUGUUAUUUCUCAUAAACAGCCAUGUCUACCCGCUACAACUUCAGGAUGAUCCAUUUUUACCCUAAAAGAUAUCACAUUCAAUAUUGUUCCCUCGAGAAGCUUCUACCAAUAGAUAAAUUGAACUAAUCAGCCACUAUCCUUAAUCCUUUCAUUAAAAUUGUUGGUUCCCUAUGACAGUAAUCCCUGUAUUAUUUAAGAUUUUUCUCCCCUAAACAUGGAAUUCCUUCGGGUCAAAAAGAUCAAUUAGCGUAACAGUAAACGGCCUUUCCCCAUAAACCCAUAUGGCGCAAUGUUCACGCCUUUGCAAGCCAGCAAAAGUCGGACAGCUGUAAGGUUAAGGUACAUAUCAAUCUCCGUGUACAGGUUCGUCCUCGAACUACAGAACGGACACCAAAGCGUUCAUCUUCUUAUUAAACUAUACAUCUGAUGGGACCCUCUUCAAAAAAAAAGUAAGCGAAGAAUCAUCGGCUUUUGCAACCUACAGCUCACCGUUCACUGGUCCAACCUUCGGAGAGUCUCCGUUUGAUUUUCAGAUAGGAAUCGAUGGCGACAUGAAGCAAGGGACGAGUCAAUACCCUGUUUCUUACAAAGGAGAUGGAAACUUUAAAGGAUCCAAACUGGAAACUCUGCUUGCUGGGGCGUCAAAUUUUAAUGUUAACGAUGUGGAGGUGUUAUUUAGAGCUCAGGGAGGUAGGGUUUCUGAUGGGCUUUGAUUCCGUCUUUUAAACUGCUAAUGAUUGAUCAUGACAUAGUUAUAUAGGGAGCACAUGCGUACGAAGAGUCCUUCGCCGGAGCCGACAUGUAAUCUGGAGGCAGACUGGGUUUAAUACAUGGUCAGUUUGUUCUACAAUGCCCCGAUUUAAGAAUUUUAUUCCUUGUUUUUCUCCAUGGGUUCAAGCUAACAGCAUGUUUUCUUGAGCUACCCGCAUUUCAAAGUUUCCUUCAACAUUGCAUUGCGCACUUUUUCGUCCAAUAAAAGGGAAAUAUUUUUCUUAUUAAGUUAGACGUGUAAAUCAAGUGAGGCCAGGUAUGCUGCGAUAAUUUAGUUUACCGAGCUUUCGCCAAUCUACGGCAUCAUCAGGGAAUGUACAUGGAAGUGAAGUAUAUCGGGCGAGGUGUAAGGCUAGAUAAUAGGGGUUCAGCAGUCAACGGGACAGGACAAUGGCAGUUGUAUGUAGAAAGGAUAGAUAAAAGUAAGAUUUUAACGAGUUCGUCAAGAUAAGAGAAAUAUUGCCUCUUUGGUCACGAACAUGAGACAACGUUAACGAGGUUGUACUUUCUAGUAAUUAAUUAUUCACGUAGUUUUUCAUCAUUUUUCUUAAAGCGUCCCUGUGCUCUGAUUAUUGUCCAUUUUACCAUUAUUGUGACGAAAUAACAGGCAUUUGCCGGUGUGCAAACAAGGAUCCUGAAUUAUGUCAACUCGGUAAGUAAUUGAGGGAAAGUGAGUGGAAUUAGAAAUAUUUAUCGUAUUCACAGUUUUACUUGUCAGAACUUUUUGGAUUUUUUGUUUUGGUGUUUUGGCUUUUCAAUAUGUCGAGGUGAGAAACGUUUGUUUACUUGCAUAUAAUAGAACUGAAAUUAGUGAAGAUGACAGUGAUUAUUAUAGUUAUAAACACUACUUGUGAAAAAGAAUCCAGUCUCGCAUUGCGUUGCCGUUGUUGUCAUUCGGAUAAUCAUGCAUUAUGCCUCUCUUUGUAAGGGAGCGUGGUUUUUGUUCACAAAUUUUGGACAAAUUUGUAAAACAAACGAUUUGUCAUCCGUAAUUGAUCAUUAGUGAUAGAGCAAGCGCUCGUCGUUGAUCAGAGGCAAAAAAAGUCAAAUGGAAAUAGUGCAUGAGAUCCUUAAACUACAACAAACCAUAUACCCUGCAUCUGAAAAUAAACUUAGAGGUAAUAUUUCGAAGGUUUAAUGUCAUGUGGGGUGUUGUUACCAUCAUCUUUAUCCUUUCUUUAUAUCGUUGCUGAACUGGUUUGUAUUCAAUUUAUCUUAACGUUUUAGUAAAUUUUUACGAGGACUCUUCCCAUUUGUGGUUGCUUGAAUCAGUGGAAGAUAUCAAAGACCUCCGCACGCUUGGCAGGGGGCAAAGCAAGGGAGGAGUUAGUUUCUCUGGCGAUGGCUUGGUGACAGAUGGAGUCAACGGUGAGGUACUACUGAACCAUGAGGGAGACACUUGCGCAACAAAGUCUGCUUAUUCCAAUUGUGAUGAUCUUGGUUUCACCGUCUCGUUGUCAUUAAAGCCUUGGUACAAAACCGACGCAGCGCGACAGACUUUUUUCAAAUCCCGCGGCAAGUUCGUUGUUUAUCAGGAAAGAGGGAAGAAAUCCUUGAUUAUCCGUGUGCAGGGUAGAGCUCAGUAUUGUCUGAAAGAAAUAGUGAUGCCUGAAAAAAUCUGGUCUCAUUUGGCUUUCACGUACAAACCAUCUGGGACAAAAACACUUACAAUUUAUAGGAACGGGAAAAGAAUCGAUGAAUUUGUCAGAGAUGAAGGUUGUGAAGUGGACGGGGAGCCAGAGUUUCCUUCGUCCAAUAUGUCCUUGGGCUCUGAAGGGGGAGUGUUCGCCAAGGCUCAUUAUUUUCUCAUUGCCAUUUGGAGACAGGUUUUGUCAGAGGAAAGAAUAGCACAGAUUUAUCGCAGCAUCCAAGGUGAGAGGGUCUGUUUCUACCCCAAUAAAUACUCUAUUUUAUUUUUGAUAUUUCUUUAUAAUUUGUUUCUUUGUUUUAUCUUGUUGCUCUCGAAGAAUGCUGAUUUUUUGUUUCGAAAUAAUAUGAAAUACUAUGAAUAUUAAUGGUCACAAGUGCUUGUCAUGCGAGUAAUCUGAUAAUAAUUUUUUUACCUGAAAGCACCUGUGAUCGGCAGUGGUAGCCGUGAUCGUAUAGUGGUUAGUACAUUGCGUUGUGGCCGCAAUAACCCAGGUUCGAAUCCUGGUCACGGCACUUCUUGUUUUAAUAUGAUUAUUAUUUUCUGGUCUUUGUUUUCUAUUAGUUUUUUUUUCAUAUAUUUCAAGCUGCAGUUAUGUCUUCUUUCGUUUUGAUUUUUGAUGUCAUGUUUCUUAGUUCUGUCUUCGGUCUUUUCCAUCUUUCUCCCCUGUACUGCUUUUAAUUUUCGCUUGUGACAUUGCAUCGAAAAUGAGAAAACCAUGAAAAAAUUAAAAGUUUAUUUUCCUCUUCUUUUCCUAAUUUCAUUUUGAUUUAUGUAAAUCUUUGUGCAGAAAAAAACCAUUAAAUAGCAUAACAAGGAAACAUUCCUUUUUAUUUUAUAUUUGACUCUCUCUUUCUUAGCCCUGUGAUACUUCCUUUUUGGCCUACAUUGUGGCUUUGGUGAACUACAGUCCUUUCAUAAUAAACCCUUUAAUCACAGGAAUCACAGGACUAUUUCGAAUAAAAGAAAAUCAAUAGUAUUCUGAAUAAAAAAAAAGAAAAAAAGAAAGAAAUAACAUAACGAUCAUAUGCUAUCUAAAUCAUUACCUUGUAUGGAUCUAUAGAGGAAACAUACUUUUUAAGUUCCUUACAUUUGUGGAAUGAGGCAGUUGGGACGAGAAUUUGCCACCUCUAUUCUGUCAGCUCGAAGUUUUCAUUUUAGUAAACCAAAACAUGGAAAUGAAUUCUUCCCUAUCUAGCCAAUGCCCAUUAUUAGAUUCCUAACCCAAAUUUCAUCGCAGGUUUGGUUCCACUACGUUGCCGAGUUGUGGCUCGAAUAAAAAAUCAGACUUGGAAUGGAGAUCUUACCUCAUCAGAAACGGAUCCAUACAGAUCAAUGAAAAAUUACAUCAUAAGCAAUGUAAGUUGAACUAAAAACCGCCCCAUUCUAAAUGAAAGAGUCAAGCAUAGUACCUCAUGAAAGUGUUAUUACUUAGCUACAAUUUUUAUGGUUAUCUACUCGCGUUUAUCCAAAGAAUUUAAAGCUAAUACCAUCUUACACAUGCCGCUUAGAAAACAUUACGUCAUGCAUAAAAGUGCUACGCAGUAGCUUUCAUUUGAAUCGUCACACAAAGCACAGUUUUCCUUUAAUUCUAUUUAAUUCCCUACCUUAUUUGUUCUUAGGUCACCAGGUUUUAUGAGGGAGUCCGGGUUGCUGUUGACGUAAACGAAUUCAGGUUCGUAAGGCUUCUCUACACACAAGUGUGCAUGCUAUUUACUUAUUUGAAGAGGUACUUCUUUAAAUUUUGGCUAAUAGGAGGAGUCUGCCGACUAGGAUAGGGUAAACAGGAUUAAUGCUGUACUCAAGCCAAGUGGCCGCCCAGGUUUCCCUCGCAUGAAGCGGCUACUUGGAGCACUACUCCCCCUUGGUUGGGAUGCUUGUCCAAAUUUUGGCGAAUAGAAGGGGUCUGCCGGCUAGGAUACGGGCGGUGCUUAACCCAGGAUCUACGGUAUUUGUAUUUAUGUGCUUUUGCAGUUUUCUGUCUUCCUUCUUGUCACUAAAGACUUUUACUUUUAUUUUCCAUGUAGGAACGGUAGCGUGAUUGCAGAUUUCACUAUCGUUUAUAACGUUAGCGACUACAGAUGGAUUGAAAAACUUAAACAGAGCAUAUCAUCCACGGGUCUUCUGUAUAACAUGCCUUUGGAGCUGGAAGAACUUACAGCUGAAAACGGUUAACAGUUACAUUAGUGAACUCUAAAUUCCGGUCAAAUUUUACUUUAGAGCUAGGAAGUCUAAGUGUGUUUAUGUUUUAACACCUCGGGGCUAACUUGCUCUAUUUGCCGCCUCUUAUGUUACGACGCAUAGCUUACAUUAAUAUACAUUUUGCGGCAUUUUAAAAUUACAACUAAUGAAAGUGCUCCAACAGACAAAAAUAAAAAGUAAAGAGAUGACAACAGGCCAUUGAGGAUUAAAAAUAACAACUUAUUGGACCAAGAAAAUGCGACCAAAUUGCUAGCUUUCCGUUGGCUUUAAUAGUGCAUCCGAGGGGAUGAGAUGGUAGAUCGAGUGUUUUUGACCAAUCCAAGAGCAGUUGAGAGAAACCGAUGCAACACCAGCAACAAUAGAAUAAAAAUAGUUCAAGUAACUGCAAUUUAAAGUAAUUUAACUCCGAAAGCGAUAGUUUGAUGCAGAACAUUAUAUCCUUUAGUCAAGACGAUAUCACUUAUAAAUCAUUUUUCGAAAGCAUGAAAGAAGUGGAUAUUGCAAAGAAGAGUGUUCUAAAACUUUUGACUUGGAUUACGCUGACUUUUUUCAUGGAAAGUCCAAUUAGGACACGGCACUCAAUUCAACGUGGCAGAAAUGUGAAGAAAUUAUAAUCAGCGGUAUCAUUAACUAUACAUUUUCUUCCUUCAGUUCCAGAAGUUGCCCCUACGAAUGUAAGCGUGUUUCUUGUGGAAGAUACAAGCAUUUACAUCAGAUGGGACAAUCUUAGCCUACCCCCGAGUAUUUCCGCCAUAUUUCAGGGCUAUAAGGUUUUCAUCAGACCAGCGGGAAGUGCAGACGUCAUAGUUACCACUGUAAAUGACCUCGUUAACUUCGUUACCAUAGAAGGACUAGAACCAUUGGUAACGUAUAACCUGACUGUGGCUGGAUACACACAGAGUGGAGUUGGGAGGGAAAGCGAGAGUCUCUCUGUAACCACCACUUUA